UUGGAGGACUGCUCGAGUCUCACCAUCGCGUCGCAGUCGUGCGUUACUACUUGCCGCUCACUCGGAAAAGUCAAGCGUCGCGCGACUUCCUUCGCCUAGAAUAAAAGCAAUGAUGCGUCUAGUGUUUUUUUUCCUGAAUGCUCCUAGUGAGACUCCACUGCAUGUGUGAUGGUCCUUUUCAAAGCACCGCUCGGCUCUCACUCGCCAUCGUGUCGCAAUCAUGUCGCGUGGGGUUCUACUCGCAUUAUAGGGUUUCCGGGAACCAAUUAAACGUGAAGCUCUGAGUUUUUUCGGAGGAACGACCAGAAUGGCUAAAUCGGAUUCGACGCCAAGGCCAUUCCGAUGCUGCGCUCGCCAUCUGAUUGGGUGGAUCGCGAUUAUACGAGGUGCGCCUCGGAGCUUUCUGAGUCCGAGCCCGGUUUUUUCGCGUUCGGCAUCUUCACGGAAUCCGACCCGCCCGCCACUCCCGCGCCACCAGCAGCCUUCAAGGAGCUAUCCGGAUAGACGCGCCGAAUAGACUCCAGUCAAGUUGACGGCGCGCCUAUCCGGUGGGGGAAAGGUGCGACAUUCACGAGCUCCCAACGUGACUAUAAACAUCAUACUCCGAAUGAGGGUGGUUCUACUCCGAGUAGAUACUCAUCCAGCGGUACUAAUCCGCCUUCCACUCUUCCAUAGUUCCAGCAACCACCCCGGCGUGCUUCCUCUUGCCAUCCGAGCUUGCGGAUCUUUUCAUCAAUCCGAGCUUCCGAGAGCCAUGGCCUUCACUCCGACUAGCCGCGUCUUACUCUUAGCGCUCUUCGCGGCGCUGGUGGCGGUCGCCUAUUCCCAGGAACCUGAUACCUUCACUGCUAAGCUGAAUGGAGCUAACGAGGUGUAUAAGAAUGACGAUGGAAAUUUUAUGCUAGUUGUGGGCAACAAAAGCGGCAAGGUGGUCGUGAAACUGGAAAUCCACAAGGAAGUCCGUUGGGGUUUGUGCCGUCAGGAGCGGAGGAGGGAGGAUGUGAGCAUAGGGCAGGAGGGGUAGAGAGAGGGGGAGGGGUGCAGAAGGGCUUGCACAAGGCGGAGAGGGGCUUGCGCAACACGGAGAGGGGCUUGCGUGGAGGAGAGAGGGGCGGGCACGAGCAGAGAGGGCAUGUGCCGCAAUGCUAUGAUGAAAGUAAGUUGGGGUUUUUUAGAAUUCUCCAAAACCAACUUACCUCAGAGAGGGCAUGAGAGCGGCAGGGCUAUGUUGAUGACGGGCUCGAAAGGGGCGUGCAUGAUGCAAGGGGCCGCGAAAGUGGCUCUGAGAGGGGUGCAGUUAGGAGGCUGGACAGAGGCCCUGAUAGGAAUGCUGAUAGGGGCGUGGAGAGAGGAGUUAAAGCCCGACCGGUAGGUUGCAGAUUUUCACUGUUGAGGUAGGUGGGGCGGCAGAAUGUGAUUGGCUGACGAGAAAUUGGAGUGGCGAAAUACUGUUUAAGAAAAUGGCCUCUCGCCUAAUUUUCAGCUUGAACUUGGCAAGAGCUCCAAGUUUCGUGCCUCUCUUUUGGCAGGGGGCCACCUAGGCAGCAGCGCCAAGUUUCCGCUCCCCCAUUUUGGUUUUUUUUUCCAACACGCGAACAACCGUGUUUGGCCCUCGUCAUAUUUUGUGCAAGAUUGCGCAAAUUUCACAGGGCAUUGUGUUUUUCCGAUUUGUGGCUAUCGCUCUGCCAAGUUUGUCUCGGCAGCAGCUGUGUCAAAUCAGCCCCCCUUUCCCUGUCAUUCUGGGCUUAACCCAAGGGCCGCGCCCCCCAGUAUUCAUCAACUCGCAAUCAGCCCCCAUCCCCAUUGCGUUUGCGUUUGCAUUAGCCCAUCAUCACAUCAUGCAGGGGAGUGUGCUGCCUGCUCUUCCUCCUGGGUGCGGGCUGUGUUAAAUUAUAUAUAUAUAUAUAAUUGUAGGCUUGGGAAGAAGAAGGUGCUACGAGGCAGCAGCAGAGGGGAGUGAUUGCAGGGCGCAGGGUGGGCAGGUGGACAAUGGGUGUGCUGCCCAUCCUUCUCCUUCGCGUCGAUGUCUCCGUUGACCAUUCCUCUUCCUGGUUUUGGGCCAGAGGAAGGCUUCCUGCCACCGCCGCUGCCGCUGCUACUAAGAGGGCAUCCUCGU
Molecule: messenger RNA, 2116 nt
Organism: Closterium sp. NIES-67
Lineage: Eukaryota; Viridiplantae; Streptophyta; Zygnematophyceae; Desmidiales; Closteriaceae
Source: the annotation of a GenBank genome assembly